AUGACGCUCUUCUCUCUGCAUCCCUGUGACAGUUUCCUGGUGCUCCUGGCUCCGGCUCUGCCAGCAGCAGACCAGUGCUAUGGCGUGCUGGACUACCCGUCCCUGUACAUGUGCAAGCCCAAAAGAGGCGUGAAGAGGGAUGAAAGCAAGGAAACGUACAAGCUGCCGCACAGGUUGAUAGAGAAGAAGAGGCGAGACAGGAUUAACGAGUGCAUCGCGCAGCUCAAAGACCUGCUGCCCGAGCAUCUGAAGCUGACGACACUGGGGCACCUGGAGAAGGCGGUGGUGCUGGAGCUGACCCUUAAGCAUUUGAAGGCACUGACGGCCUUGACGGAGCAGCAGCACCAAAAAAUCAUCGCGCUGCAGAGCGGCGAGCGCUCCAUGAAGUCGCCGGUGCAGGCCGACCUGGACGCCUUCCACUCGGGCUUCCAGACGUGCGCCAAGGAGGUGCUGCAGUACCUGUCGCGCUUCGAGAGCUGGACGCCCCGCGAGCAGCGCUGCGCCCAGCUCGUGGGCCACCUGCACGCCGUCUCCUCGCAGUUCCUGCCCGGCGCGCCGCUGCUCGCCCCGCCGCCCGGCCCGCUGCCCAAGGCGCUGCUGGGCUCACUCAUGGCGCUGGGCGGCGGGGCGCCCUUCGGACAGCCCGCGGCGGCCGCCCCCUUCUGCCUGCCCUUCUACUUCAUCUCACCCUCGGCGGCUGCCGCCUACGUGCAGCCCUUCCUGGACAAGGGCGCCCUCGAGAAGCUCCUCUACCCGGCCGCGCACAUCCCRCUGCUCUACCCGGGCAUCCCGGCGCCCGCCGCGGCCUUCCCGUGCCUCUCGUCCGUGCUCGGCCCCGCCGCCGACAAGGCAGCCCGCGCCCCGCAGCCCUUCGCCGCCGCCGAGGAGCCCGAGGCCGCCGCCGAGGAGGCGGCCGCCGCCGAGGCGCCCUGA
Nothoprocta perdicaria is the source of this 933-nucleotide messenger RNA. It is a transcript of the gene BHLHE41, whose product is annotated as basic helix-loop-helix family member e41. Gene Ontology annotation, biological process: anterior/posterior pattern specification; regulation of transcription by RNA polymerase II; circadian regulation of gene expression. NCBI's taxonomy places the organism in Eukaryota, Metazoa, Chordata, Aves, Tinamiformes, Tinamidae. The record is from RefSeq and is a predicted model, not a curated record. Gene Ontology annotation, cellular component: nucleus. The coding region runs from base 1 to 933 and encodes 310 amino acids. The transcript is spliced from 6 exons. Gene Ontology annotation, molecular function: RNA polymerase II cis-regulatory region sequence-specific DNA binding; protein dimerization activity; DNA-binding transcription factor activity, RNA polymerase II-specific.